AUGUCCCUUCUCAUGGCCACCGACUUGAGCGCCACCAUCGGCCUCGAGUGUCGCCUUCUCGGUGUAGCCGCCUCUUACGCCCGUCCCUGGGCUUCGCAGUGGCCGGCCGGCGAUCUCGAGGUUGGCUUCUCGUCACCAGCAUACGCCGACGCGCAACAUCGCCCCGAAGAGCAGUUCACGACGUUCGAAGACCAGUCUCGGCGUUGGGUACAUCUGUCCGUGUUCCCGAACGCCGAUAUCGCUGGAUCGAUCGCAUGGAUGUCCGGUUCGGCGAUGGCGCGCCAAGGGUUAUUGCUCCGAAGUGGAUCAGUCGCCGCUGCCACGUCGGGCUGA
Molecule: messenger RNA, 333 nt
Organism: Vanrija pseudolonga
Lineage: Eukaryota; Fungi; Basidiomycota; Tremellomycetes; Trichosporonales; Trichosporonaceae
Exons: 1
Coding region: 1-333 (110 amino acids)
Source: RefSeq, a predicted model, not a curated record